AUGGAGGAGAGUUGUUCUCUUCCCCACUGUGCUUACUCCAUUUUCCUUUUCGGCGGUCUAUCGCUGGUAACCUUUCUUCUCUCCGCGUCAUUUUGUUGCCAUCUACUCUCUGCGCCAUUUUGUAGCUUUCUUCGUUCGUUACACCUUACCUUGUCUCAACACAUUUUUUCUCCGAAUUUAAAUUCUUCUUCUUCUUCUUCUUCUUCUUCUUCUUCUUCUUCUUCUUCUUCUUCUUCUCAAUUGCCUCACUCGUUUCAUUUUAUUCAAUUUCGCAUUUGUAUUUUCUUUUUUAUCUCCUUUCUCCUUCUCUCCUUAAUUUCAUUCUUUCUUCUCUUUUCCAUUUUUCUUCUUCCUCUUUUUCUCUUCUUCUUCUUCUUCUUCUUCAUCAUCAUCUUCUUCUUCUUUUUCUUCUUCUUCUUUUUCUUCUUCUUCUUCUUCUUCGUCUUCUUCUUCUCAGUUGCCUCACUUAUUUCAUUUUAUUCAAUUUCGCAUUUGUAUUUUCUUUUUUAUAUCUUUUCUCCUUCUCUCCCUAAUUUCAUUUUUUCUUCUCUUUUUCUUCCUCUUUUUCUUCUUCUUCUUCUUCUUCUUCUUCUUCUUCUUCUUCUUCUUCUUCUUCUUCUUCUUCUUCUUCUUCUUCUCAAUUGCCUCACUUGUUUCAUAUUAUUCAAUUUCGCAUUUCUUUCUUUCCUUCGUGACCGCAUUCUCCUUCAUUUCAUACGAACACCACCUGAAUAUCGGAAACUAAUGGCUGGACGCAUUCUUCCAGCGUCUCCCGUAUUUUCCAGAUUAGAUUUGUCUUUCUGUUCGCUACUUUUAGACGAUGUCGGCCGGCGAAUAACUGAUUUUAUUUUUCUUUGUUACUCGAAUGCUUUUUACGCUCUCUUUCUGACCAGUUCUUCUUUUUCUAUUAAUACCUCUUUUUCUGUAGCAGGAUUUGUUUCUUUAUUCUUUUUUCCUUUUCUACAUAUUAUAAUUAUUACUUUUUCGUAUCAUCGUUUCUUCUUCUUUUGUUGCUGUUCUAUCUUUUUGCCCCUCCACUUGCUAUUCUUACUUCUUCUUCUUCUUCAUAUUAUCAUUAUUUCUUCGCAAUAA
Acanthosepion pharaonis is the source of this 1092-nucleotide messenger RNA. Lineage: Eukaryota; Metazoa; Mollusca; Cephalopoda; Sepiida; Sepiidae. The record is from the annotation of a GenBank genome assembly.